Messenger RNA from Pelobates cultripes (western spadefoot toad), 16477 nucleotides. NCBI's taxonomy places the organism in Eukaryota, Metazoa, Chordata, Amphibia, Anura, Pelobatidae. The record is from the annotation of a GenBank genome assembly.
GUUUGUCCCCUGUCCUUGGAUGUUCUUUCAGGGACGUUGACCCUGAUAACUCAUUGAUAGGUGAUGAGAGCUCUCCCCCUCCACCGGGGAGGAGUCUGCGAGCCUUUAACACAGGAGUUGCCAACAAACCUUUAAACUGGUCUGGUACUUCUGGCACUGGACAACUAGAGACCCCCGACUCUAUCCUGUGAGUGGAGAUUUGCGCUUAAUAAACAAUAUUGCUUUUGUGUUGCACGUGGGUAAAUUUGAGUGUCAGUCUGAGAUCAGGCUAUGGAUGAGUGGUUCCUGCACAGAUAGAUACUGUAUCUUCAAUACUCUUAUUACUAUUCUUGCAGAGCCUUUAUUAGCAGAUACCGUCAUUUAUAGACACAGAUGGGGCAACUUGCCAAGGGCUAGACAAAGAUCGAAGUCGGUCGUAGUUCUCAACAAUUUAACUUAAUCUGAGAAUAACCCAAUCAGAUGCCUUUAGUAAUCUGUUGAACUUGAUAUUUUAGGUGUAGUUGUAAAAUGGUUGUUUCUUUUUUGGGAUAUAUAGAAUCUUUACAAUCAAUGCUACGCUUUUUAUAUACAAAAAGAGAUUCAUAUGGGUAACUUUGGGGGGACGGGGCCUGAAUUCAACAGGAUGAAGCACCAACAAACUAAAAUAUAUAUGUAUUUAUUUAUAUAGAAAGUUAAAGUGUUCCUUUAAAUAUUUUUAGCUCUAAUUUAACAUUAACUUUAUUUACUGAGUGGGUGUGAGAAGAUUAUUUUAAUGCAAUUGAGGAUAUUUUACAUUUCCUUUGUGAUAAACAGUAAAGGUUAGGCUGUGUGCUUUGUUAAAAUGCCAUCUAUUUUAAUAAGAGAUUUAUAUAAAAUAUGCAUAACGCAGGGCAGUAAUGAGUUUAUUUGGAGCCCUGCACUAUGUAUUUUCUAUAAGAGAUGACUGUGAGAUCUCUGGAGAAGGAAUCCUUAUAAUGUGCGGUCAGAUUCACUUCCCUUUCAUAGAAGUAAAAUAAAUGAAACAUUGCCCAAUCUAGCCAGCCACACUAAGCUAACUCACACCGAACAAUCUCAUGUUAUGUAUAAGCAUGAUUAACGUUUUCUUAAAAAACUCUAAAAUGUGCAUGUAUUCUUGAUUACCAUUGAUUAUACCAAGCGAUGAUAUCCAGCGAGGGGAAUGCCGUUGGGUUACCCCAAGCCUGUUGUUAUAAUUCUCUGCACAGCAAAAAUAAAAUGAAAAAAAUUUUUUUUUUUAAAUGAAAGAACAUUUUAUCUCUCGUAAAGCUAUUUGGAGUGAAUUGUGUACCUAGACAACAUUUCAAUCUACACCCGCAAGAUUUAGUCACAUGUGAUUGUCACAAUGAAACUCCGGUGGGUUCUUGGCCAUCAAUUAUGGGGUAUUGGCCAGAGAAUUACAAAUUUUUCAUCAAAUUAAAAUAGAAGAAUUGGAGGGGGUGGGGGGCACUCUUGCAUGAGGAUGAUAGCUUUAUAUUGACCCAAUUAUUGUAAAAUAACCUAUAGUUGUGUUUAGCAGUUUGUGUUUUGUAGGUUUAUACUCUGUCAUAGUUGCCUGUUCUCUAGUUGUGUAACUGCUGCCCACUUCCAAAUCAUAGACCGACCCAAAGUUAUAUCUGUGCAUCUAAAAACUUUUAUUGUACUCAUUAACCCUAAAUAUAUACACGGUAUUAAUGUUACUCAUUAACCCUAUAUUUAUACGCGGUAUUAAUGUUACUCAUUAACCCUAUAUUUAUACACGGUAUUAACCCUAUAUUUAUACGCGGCAUUAAUGUUACUCAUUAGCCCUAUAUUCAUACGCGGCAUUAAUGUUACUCAUUAACCCUAUAUUUAUACGCGGUAUUAAUGUUACUCAUUAACCCUAUAUUUAUACACAGUAUUAACCCUAUAUUUAUACGCGGCAUUAAUGUUACUCAUUAGCCCUAUAUUCAUACGCGGCAUUAAUGUUACUCAUUAACCCUAUAUUUAUACGCGGCAUUAAUGUUACUCAUUAACCCUAUAUUUAUACGCGGUAUUAAUGUUACUCAUUAACCCUAUAUUUAUACACAGUAUUAACCCUAUAUUUAUACGCGGCAUUAAUGUUACUCAUUAGCCCUAUAUUCAUACGCGGCAUUAAUGUUACUCAUUAACCCUAUAUUUAUACGCGGCAUUAAUGUUACUCAUUAACCCUAUAUUUAUACGCGGUAUUAAUGUUACUCAUUAACCCUAUAUUUAUACACAGUAUUAACCCUAUAUUUAUACGCGGCAUUAAUGUUACUCAUUAGCCCUAUAUUCAUACGCGGCAUUAAUGUUACUCAUUAACCCUAUAUUCAUACGCGGUAUUAAUGUUACUCAAUAACCCUAUAUUUAUACACAGUAUUAAUGUUACUCAUUAACCCUAUAUUUAUACGCGGUAUUAAUGUUACUCAUUAACCCUAUAUUUAUACGCCGUAUUAAUGUUACUCAUUAACCCUAUAUUUAUACGCCGUAUUAAUGUUACUCAUUAGCCCUAUAUUUAUACGCGGUAUUAAUGUUACUCAUUAACCCUAUAUUUAUACGCGGUAUUAAUGUUACUCAUUAACCCUAUAUUUAUACGCGGCAUUAUAGUUACUCAUUAACCCUAUAUUUAUACGCCGUAUUAAUGUUACUCAUUAACCCUAUAUUUAUACGCUGUAUUAAUGUUACUCAUUAACCCUAUAUUUAUACGCGGUAUUGAUAUUACUCAUUAACCCUAUAUUUACACAUGGUAUUAAUGUUACUCAUUAACCCUGUGUUUUCACUUGUUUACACAUGGUAUUAAUGCUACUUAUGAGUUUUUUUGAGUAAUGUAGAGAGAACAAAAAUUAUAAUGAAAAUUAUAACAUUUGUAAUAAAAAAAUUCAAAUACAUAUAUAAAUAUAUAUAUAUUCAUAUAUAUAUAUAUAUAUAUAUGUUUAUCAAAUGGCAAAAGUAUUUUGAAAGUGAAAUAUUUAAUUUGCCAAUAUUGGCCUACAAUUACCAUUUUAGUGAAUAAGCCCCCUAUUCCCUGUAUCGUGUUUCCCACGUUCUCCAUGUCUGUAUAGACAGAAGACCAGGCACUCAGAGGGGGCUUAUAGGGUACCUUUAAUCUAUGUGGACAUGUGAAAUAAACAUGUAUCUAUUUACCAGGUUGUUAAUAUUCGAAGAAAGUGAAGAUGUUCAAUCUGUGUCCCAUAUUGUAAAAAUAUGUCUAACCUGACAUUGCUAUCUACCUCUGUGCUUCCUUUUCUAGGCUGCUAGUGGCGCUCUGUGAUGAAGCUUCAAGCUUUAGUUCUGAGCACCCUGUUGGGGCUGCUAGUGACCCAGACAUCGUCACUGCCGAUUACACCUUUCAUCUGUUCUCCCGCCCCCGUCUGGAGCAUCGGGGAUGAAGUACCCAUGAAUAAAACACUUGGUCAAGUGACGGUCGUGGCCCUUCUUCAAGCCAGCUGCAGCUUUUGCCUGGUGCAGGCAGCCAAGUUAGUAAACCGGGGGCUUAUUUACUUAAAAGGACCCUAAACAAAUAGAAAAAAAAAUUAAAAAUCCCUGUUUGUCUCCCCUGAGCUAAACAAACCAGGAAGUAACAUGAUCAGUUGUCUGAUUGACAGCCAGAGGGGUGUAACCAGGUUAAUUUAUAAAAGUGCCAAUUUCUAUUAAAAUGUGCACUUAUUGUAAAAUAAAAAAAGAGGACACCCUCUUUACAUAUAAUGCAUUUUGUCACAUUAAACUGCUUUAGGGGUCAGGAGUGUCCCUUUAAUAUAUUCCUUGGGCCUUGAAGGUAUUAUUUAUAUUAUUUGAAUGUGCAGGUCCUCCAAUAAACCUUUUGUCUGUUUUUUUUCUGUCUUCCUGUAGCAUGGGUCCCCUGAGUGCGAAUCUGACCAGACAGGGCCUGGACAAUGUCAGCUACAUAAUAGUGAAUGACCAGAGCGCGUAUUCACAGCACUUGUUUCCUCUCCUGCGGAGCAGAGCCCCAGCUCACAUCCCCGUGUACCAACAAACCCUCGAACAGGAGGAUGUCUGGGAAAUCCUCAAUGGGGACAAAGAUGACUUUCUGGUCUAUGACCGGUAGGUGGCAGUAGACUAAUGUUUUCAGAUCACAGAAUAGCAGCUCGGCUCUAUAUAUUUUAUACAUAAUUUAUUUGCCUGCAUGAUAUAAAUAUAAAUGAUGUACAUAUAUUCAUGCAAACUGGAUUGCUAUUUCCAAAGCUACAUAUUUUUUCCAUCAUGUAUGUAAAAAGGAUGUAAAACAUGAUUUGCUUGAAUUUCUCUAAUGUUUUCAGUUUUUCAUAGCAAUCUAAUUUUCAUGAAAAUACUAAAUAUCUGCUUGUUGCGUUGGAAUUUUAAUUCAAAACUUAUCUGUAAGGCAAGUUGUCUAUGUAUGUCUACAGAAAGGACAACUCAUUUCAUAACGCAGACAUUCAAAGUCUGUAAUCCAAAAAUUAUUAUUAUUAUCCAAAAAUCAUAAACAGAAAAACGUUUAGAGUAACAUUACAAUUACAUUGUAAGUUUUGUAUCUUAUUUUUACAAAAGUUAAAGGGUUAUUCCAAGCACCAUGACCACCAUGGCCACUGUUAAACCGUUUGCCACAUUCUCGGGGAAGGUCUAAGGCUACUCCCUUUAAUAUACUCUUGCAGGCUGAGUGCAGUAAAAUUAAUAUUUAUCUGAGCAGAAAUACUGCCCUCCUUGUAACCUGACAUCUCAUCAGCUUUGGGGACGUGCCGGGUAGCGUCAGUGCACCAGCCAAUCAGCAGUGAGCAGGUGGCGACCCUGACUGCUUCUUACACGAGACGCUCUAUUUUUUUUUUUUCAUAUCAGAUGAUUAUUUAGGGCUUCCUGGGCAGUUCUAUAUAAAAACAUCGCCCAGCGGCAGUCUAUAUUCUAAAACAUGGCAGCAACCUGCUCAUUGCUUAGGCACAAAUAUAUUCGGGGCCAGUACAAACCUUUAUCUGGAAAUCUAUUCAUAAACAGGGUUAUACAUAGGACACGAGGUCACACAUUUAGUAUGGAAGAAAGGAGAUUUCAUCUAAGGCAAAGAAAAGUUGUUUUUUUUUUACAGUAAGAGCAAUAAGGAUAUGGAAUUCUUUGCCUGAAGAGGUGGUUUUGUCAGAGUCCAUACAGAUAUUUAAACUGCAGUUGGAUAAAUACUUGCAAAAACAUAACCUACAGGGAUAUAAUUUCUAAUUAGUGGGGUAAUAGCUGCUUGAUCCAAGGAGACAUCUGACUGCUAUUUUGGGGUCAAGAAGGAAUUUUUUCCUAGUUUGUUUCAAAAUUGGAAGCGCUUCAGACCAGGUUUUUUGCCUUCUUUUGGAUCAACAGCAACAACAUUUGUGAGGAAGGCUGAACUUGAUGGACACAAGUCUCUUUUCAGCUAUGUAACUAUGUAACUAUGUAACAAGUAGGUUCCUUUCCAUUGCUGUGUUUGGCUAUCUUAUGUUUACUGAAUAUUUCAACAAGAUGACAAACAGUGAGAACAGGAAUAGCAGGCAAGUUGGCAAUACCCACAACUGUGACAGAUCCUUAUACUGGCUGGUUUAUAUUUAAAUAAAUGCAUAAUAUCUAAUGUGCCACAUUCAUUUGGCCGAGUAGAACAAAUCACUGUAAGUUGGUGGCUCACCAGUUAAUCAGCAAAAUACUUUGCUCUAUGUCGUGUUUUGAUUUGCAGUUUAGAUGGGACUUUCACAAGUAUUCACUAUAGUAUGACUUAUAGUAACUUUGAAAGUGAGAUUCACAUUUUAUUCCAAAAAAAAUAAGCAGAAAUUUCGGCUUUGUUUUAAUCUUGGCUAUUUUUGCCUUAUAUUUGACAUUCAUGUUACAGUCCCAAUAAUUCACACUUUACCGAAUAACUCUGUAGAAACUCCUAUCUGAACAUGAAAAUCCGUAAAUAAAAAGUAUUGAGUUAUUUUUUUCCAUUGAAAUAAUUUACACAUGCUGUGUUAUAAACCCCCUAUUCACAUGUUUGGGUGCUGAAUGGACUGAUAAAUAGCAAAAUUCAGUCUGAAAUGGACGAACUCUGGCUAUAUAACGGAGAUGGAGAAUAUAUUAAUUUUCCCUAUUUUGGCCUAAAUAUUGCGAUUUGGUUUUUGGUAAAUAAAUAUACUUCUCGUCUUGCCCAUUGUAAUGCCUUACACACUGCUGCCCCCUGCUGUCCAUUCUGGUGCAAUACACUGUGUUUUGUAAAUGUUAUUUUAUUAUUUAGUAAUACAAUGUGAGGUCUCUUUCUAUGUUUUUACCUCCUAGGUGCGGUCGCCUCGUUUUCCAUUUGCGUCUUCCGUAUAGCUAUCUCCAUUACUCCUUUGUAGAGGUUGCUAUUCGUACCACUUACUACAAAGACCUUUGUGGAAACUGCAGCUUCUACUCCGACGUCACUGCGCAGGUAAAUGCUUGAAUGCUGGGUUACCUUAAUUCACAAUCCUAUAGACACAACAUUAACACAGCCGGCCCAAUAUCAUGUAGGUCCUUCUCGUGCUGCAAAACAGCUCUGAUGCAUUGAGGCAUGGACUCCACAAGACCUCUGAAUGUGUCCUGUGGUAUCCGACACCAAGACAUUAGCAGCAGAUCCUGCAAGUUGCGAGGUGGGGCAUCCGUGGAUUGGAUUUGUUGUUCCAGCACAUCCCACAGAUGCUCAGUUGGCUUGAGAUCUGGGGAAUUUGGAGACCAAGGCAACACCUUGAACUCUUUGUCAUGUUCCUCAACCCAUUCCUGAACAGUUUUGCAGUGUGUCAGGGUGCAUUAUCGUGCUGAAAGAGGCCACUGCCAUCAGGGAACACCAUUGCCAUGAACGUGUGUACGCGGUCUGUAGAACUAAUGUAGAGAGGGCCUCUUCUAGCGUAACCAUGGCCAAAAGGCAGAUCCCCAUCUGUCAUACAACUCCCAAAUAUGCUUUGCCAGCUGGUGUUUUACGAUGUCCCCAUUCUUGCAGAGCUGUAUAUGUGCAGUAUUUGUGUUUGAAUGUACGCAUGUUAUGUGUGUUUGAAUGAAUGUUUAUGUUUGUGUGUGGUGUUUGUGUUUGUAUGUAUUGUUGCUAUCUGAAAGCAGAGCUGUAUUUGUGUGAAAUGUUUGUGUUUAAAUGUGUUUGCAUGCAGAGUUGGCAUUUGAAUGCUGGGAUGUACGCACAUACACACUGAAACACACUGACACAUACAUACACAUACACAUUCACAGAUAUACACACAUUGACAUAGGAACACAGAGAUCACUAUUUACAUAUUUUAGCCAUCCCCUUUGCUUCCAUUUCUUUUUGGUGCAGGGAGGUAGCUUUCCUAGUUUCCAGUGACUUAUGGCUGAGUCUGAUGGGAGUCUGGCUCUCUCUCUUCUCUGGUCCUUGUCUUCCUACUCUUUAUUGUCAUCCCCUCUCUCCCUUUCCCGCGCACCUCAUUGCUAAGCUGGGAGGAAGUGAUUUGUACUCACUUCCUCUCAGCACCACGGCUUUACGCACUGUUAACAGGCCAUGGCAGCUGACCAGGCCCUUGAUGAAAGAUGGUCAUCAGAUAAUGGCCAAUAGGUUUGCGGCCCCCCGUGCAGCUGCCCCUGCUGUAGUUCCGCCACUGGUGGUCUGCAGCGAUCUCUAGGUAUGUGUUACAUUUCAAGGUAACAUCCACAUGAAUGCCAAUACCCAAGGUUCCUAGCAGAACAUUGCCCAGUGGCUCAGCAGGCCUGCCUUCUUCCCAUAGCGCAUCCUGCUGUCAUCUCUUCUCCAGGUAAACGACGCACACACCAAGCCAUCUACUUGAUCUAAAAGAAAAUAUGAUUCAUUAGACCAAGCAACCUUCUUCCAUUGCCCAAUAGUCCAACUCUGAUGUUCUUGUCCCCAUUGAAGGCGCGUUUGGCAGUGGACAGGGGUCAUCAUGGCCAAACUGUGAUAUACUGAGUGUUAUCAUGGUCAGCAUUAAGGUUUUCAGCAAUUUGAGCUACAUUAGCUCUUCUGUGGGAUCAAACCAAAUGAGAAAGCUUUUAUUCCAGUGCAGUCUUAACAGACUGAAAAAACACACAGAGACUGCUGAAUACACCCAAACUGCAGCGAGGGGUGCAGUGUAUGGGUGCUGUGUGUGUGUGUAGGGGUGCAGUAUGUAAAGGGUGCUCUGUGUGUGCAUGUGAGGGGUGCUGUGUGUGUGCCUGUGGGGGUUCUGUGCGUGUGUGUGUGAGAGGUUGCUGUGUGUGAGGGUGCUGUGUAUGAGGGGUGCUGUGUGUGUAUGUAAGGAGUGCAGAGUAUGAGUGGUGCUAUGUGUGAGGGGUGUUGUGUGUGUGUGUGAGUGCUGUGCGUGGGUGUCAGGUAUAGCAUAGCAUGUAAUUUAUCGCCGGAACCCACUUCCGGGUUCACGGCGCUCAGCCCCGCCCCUUUCUCUGACGCGGCCCCUCCACGAUACUUAGGAGGACCGCGCCAGAUUCAAAGGGCUGAAUUAUUCGCACAGGUGCUGCAUGAAGAUCAGCUGCUCUACUUCUGAUCCUAACUGCUCCACUUCUAUACCUCGGCUAGUAAACGGAUUUCUACCUUCUCCACUUCUCGACCUCGGCUUAUAAACGGAUUUCUACCUUCUCCACUUCUCGACCUCGGCUUGUAAACGGAUUUCUACCUUCUCCACUCCUAGACCUCGGCUUGUAACUCUGAAUUCUACCUUCUCCACUCCCAGACCUCGGCUUGUUAAAACGGACUUCCCCACUCUCCACUCCUAGUUCUCAGCUUGUUGAAACGGACUUCUAAUUUCUCCUUCAUUGGGUGAAUUAACCCUUCCAGUGCCAGAACUACCUUUAAGUUAAGUAAUACUUUUACCAAACAAGUCAAUUACUAUUAUUUUUAUUACACAGUAUCUAAAACUCACUAAAGUGUCACUUUGUCUAAUUAUUCCUCUUACUCAUAAGGGAUUGCUACAAAGCCUAAUUUUACCUACAUGGAUAUUUAAAGGUACAGUGACCAUAGUUUCAUACAAAUAUAAAAGGAGGUGAACCUUAUUGUUGUUGCAACCAAGAAAUGCUGCAGUUGAGUUCCAGUUAAAGAAAUAUUACAAAAUAAGUAUUACAGAAUAAUUCAGCCUCUUCAAUGGAACCAGCAGAUAUUAACUCUCAAGUUUCUGCCCUAACCAAUAGAGUGGAUACGAUUGCUCAAGGGUUACAGGAACUGCAAAUUACAAAUGAGAGAAUAUUAACCUAUGUUAGAGACAUUCAAGGUCAUCUUCCUCAUGCCGCUCUUCAAUCGGCUGGUGAUCCUGCUGUCUGUAAUCCAGAAAAAUUUCAUGGAGAUAGAACAAAGUACAGAGAGUUUUUGAAUUCUUGCAAACUACUAAUUGCUUUAAAACCUAGAUCUUAUCCCACCGAAAGAUCCAAAGUCUGUUCAGUGAUCUCUUUUUUAAGAGGUGAACCUAUGGCAUGGGCCCAUUCCUUUUUGGAAAAUGAUGAUCCCAUAUUGGAUUCAUUGGAUGAGUUCUUUGAAGCUAUGUCUUUAUUAUAUGAAGAUCCUUUUAAACAAACUACUGCUGAUUUAACCAUCAGAACAUUACACCAAAAGAAUAGACCUGUUGAAGAUUAUAUUGCAGAAUUCAAAAGAUGGGCUACAGAAACCCAAUGGAAUGACAUUACUUUACGCAAUCAAUUCCGUCUCGGAUUAUCUGAAGCUGUGAAAGAUGAACUCUCUCGUACAGAACUUCCUCCUACCUUAAAUGCAUUGAUUCAACUGUCUAUCAGUAUUGAUAGACGUCUAAGAGAAAGAAAAGCUGAAAGGGUUCUUACUAAUUAUACCUGGAGAAAACCUUUCACUACUCUAAAACUACCUGAAAAAAUUCCUCCACAAACUGAACCUAUGGAAGUAGGUAUAAUAAAAAGUCCUCUUACUUCUGAAGAAAGAAUAAGAAGGAGACAACUAAACUUAUGUAUGUAUUGUGCUUCGAAUGAACAUCUAAUUUCCGAAUGUCCUCUACUGAAACAUUCAAAAGGUGGUAAGCUUCAUUCAUCUACCUCUAUAUUGAACGUUUUUCAAAAAAGAAAAGCAUCUACUUAUUUUUCUAUAUCUCUCAUAUUACAGUGGGAUACAAAAAGAAUCGUGACUGAGGCCAUCAUUGAUUCUGGUGCUAAUGGAACUUUUCUUGAUUUUUCUUUUGUUUCAAAAAAUAAAAUUCCUUGUGUUCAAAAAACCAAUUUUAUUCCAAUCAGAGUUAUUGACGGUUCAUUUAUAUCCUCAGGACCCAUCAAAGAUGAAACAAUCCCUCUAAGAAUGAUUACCAACAACGUACAUUUCGAAUUCAUUACAUUUGAUAUUAUUAAAUCUCCACUUUAUCCCGUCAUUCUAGGAAUUAAUUGGUUAAAAAACCAUGAUCCUUUAAUUAAGUGGUCUCCCUUCUCCAUCUCCUUUGCUUCUGAUUUCUGUAAAAAAACGUGCUUACAACACAUUCCUAUUCUCCAAACUACUGUAGAACCAGUUAUACCUCCAUUCUACUCCGAUUUUGCAGAUGUCUUUUGUAAAAAAGAAGCGGAAACACUUCCUCCUCAUCGGCUAUAUGAUUGCCCAAUAGAUCUCAUACCCGGAGCUCCUAUUCCUUAUGGUCAUAUUUAUCCACUCUCUGAAAAGGAGUUAGAAAUUUUAAAAGAAUAUCUUAAUGAAAAUUUACGCAAAGGGUUCAUCAGACCCUCGACCUCUCCUGCUGCUUCUAGUAUUUUCUUUGUGAAGAAUAAAGACCAAACCAUCCGUCCUAUUAUAGAUUACAGAGCCUUAAAUAAAAUAACUAUUAAAAAUCGUUAUCCUCUUCCACUAAUAAAUGAAUUAAUUGAAAGGUUAAGAACUGCAACUAUAUUCACUAAACUCGACCUUCGAGGCGCAUAUAACCUCAUUAGAAUAAAACAGGAUGAUGAAUGGAAAACCGCCUUCCGGACAAGAUAUGGUCUCUACGAAUAUCUAGUGAUGCCUUUCGGGCUCUGUAAUGCCCCUGCAACGUUUCAACAUUUUAUCAAUGAUAUCUUUAGAGAUCUUCUGGAUGUAUGUGUUAUUAUCUACUUAGAUGAUAUCUUAAUAUAUUCUAACAAUUUGGAUGAACAUAGGAAACAUGUUAGAUGGGUUCUAUCUAGACUGAGAACUCAUAAAUUAUACGCUAAACCAGAAAAAUGCCUUUUUGAGGUUACUGAAUUCUCUUUUCUAGGAUACAUUAUUUCACCUCAUUCUUUGAAGAUGGAUAAUUCCAAAAUCAAAUGUAUUAUUGAUUGGCCUGCUCCUACUACUACAAAAGAAUUACAACGUUUUCUUGGAUUUGCAAACUUCUAUAGAAAAUUUAUUAGAAACUAUUCGGAUGUAUCACAUCCUCUUAACCUCCUCAACAGUAGUAAACGUCCUUUUAAUUGGAAUAAAGAUGCUCAAACAGCCUUCGACGAAUUAAAAAAAAGAUUUACAACUGCACCUAUUCUACAACUACCUAAUCCAACAUUCCUAUAUGUUCUUGAAGUUGAUGCAUCAGAUGCAGCCAUCGGAGCAGUUCUUUCUCAACAAAAGACUCCACAAGAUCCACUUCAUCCAGUUGCCUUUUUUUCAAGAUCCUUGAGCUCUGCUGAAAAAAAUUAUCCUAUUGGUGAAAAAGAAUUAUUAAGUGUUAAAGCUGCCUUCGAAAAUUGGCGUCAUCUUCUGGAAGAUACAAAACAACCUAUAAUAGUUUAUACUGACCAUAAAAAUCUUGAAUAUCUCUAUACUAACAAAACCCUUACAGCUAGACAAGUUAGAUGGAACCUAUUCUUUAACCGAUUUAACUUCCAAUUAAUAUACAGACCUGGAAAUAGAAAUAAAAAGGCUGACGCUCUUUCUCGAAUUCCUUCUAAAACUACUACUGAUGAUUAUCCUUCUACCAAAAUAAUAGGAAUCCUCUCUUCUCUUCAUGAUGACAUAAAGAAUUUGAAUCAGAAGGAUCUUGAACUUCCCAAAACACCUAUACUAACAAAAAAGGAUGGUCUAUUUUAUUUUAAAAAUAGAAUUUAUAUUCCUCCCAUUCUUAGGAAUAAAUUACUUAAGAUGGUUCAUGAUUCCCCCCUAGCUGGACAUCCUGGAAUAAAGAAAACACUUGAACUAACUUCACGAUAUUAUUGGUGGCCUCGCCAGGAUAGAACCAUUGCAUUAUAUGUCAAAACAUGUCCUAUCUGUCAAAGGUCUAAACCAGAACAUAAUCAACCUUUUGGAUUACUACUUAACUUACCUAUUCCAGAAAAACCUUGGCAAUCCAUUUCUAUGGAUUUUAUCGUUGAUCUUCCACCUUCUCAACAUUUCACCACUAUUCUUGUCGUUGUGGAUCGCUUCACAAAAAUGUCCCAUUUCAUUUCUUUAAAAAAAUUACCCUCCUCUGUAGAAUUGUCUAAGGUCUUUAUUGACAAUAUUGUGAAACUUCAUGGUCUUCCUGAAGAAAUUAUUUCUGAUAGGGGGACACAAUUUACCUCCAAAUUCUGGAAAGAGAUGUGUCUCUCCCUUCAAAUUCAACGCAAACUCUCUUCCGCUUAUCAUCCCCAAACUAAUGGGCAAACAGAAAGGGUUAACCAAUGUUUGGAACAAUAUCUUCGAUGUUAUUGUUCAUACCUCCAAGAUGACUGGACCACAUGGUUACCUAUGGCCGAAUUUUCUUACAAUAAUACCAUUCAUUCUAGUACGAAAAUGACUCCUUUCUUCUCCAACUAUGGUUUUCAUCCGUCUUCAUUCCCCAUCCAAACCAUUACUUCAUCCAAUCCUACUGUUACAUCAAAAAAUGAAUUUAUGUCUUCUCUAUUUUUCAAAUUACGGGAGAAUCUUCAACUCGCCCAAAAUAACCAGAAAAAGUUUUUUGACAAUAAUAGAAGAAUUCCCCCUCCUUACAAGGUAGGGGAUCUUGUCUGGCUCUCUUCAAGGAAUAUUACCACAAGCCGUCCUUCAAAGAAAUUGAGCUCUCUUUUUCUUGGUCCCUUUCAAGUAAUUACUAUCAUUAAUGAUAACGUUGUUAAACUAAAACUUCCUCCAAGUUUUAAACUUCAUCCAGUAUUCCAUGUCUCCUUACUUAAACCACACAUCCCUGAUCCUUUUUAUAGGGAAAUAGUAACAACUCCUGAACCUAUCAUUGUCCAAGGUGAAGAAGAAUAUGAAAUUCACAAAAUUUUGGAUUCUCGUGUCCACCGUGGCUCCUUACAAUACCUUAUCAGAUGGAAAGGUUAUGGAGUUGAUGAAGACACUUGGGAAGAUUCAUCUAAUGUACAUGCUAGGAGGUUAGUUACUGCCUUUCACAAACGCUAUCCCUCCAAACCGAAAUAGUGCACCCAGAGGAUGCCCCAUGAGAAGGGGGUACUGUCAGGUAUAGCAUGGCAUGUAAUUUAUCGCCGGAACCCACUUCCGGGUUCACGGCGCUCAGCCCCGCCCCUUUCUCUGACGCGGUCCCUCCACGAUACUUAGGAGGACCGCGCCAGAUUCAAAGGGCUGAAUUAUUCGCACAGGUGCUGCAUGAAGAUCAGCUGCUCUACUUCUGAUCCUACCUGCUCCACUUCUAUACCUCGGCUAGUAAACGGAUUUCUACCUUCUCCACUUCUCGACCUCGGCUUGUAAACGGAUUUCUACCUUCUCCACUUCUCGACCUCGGCUUGUAAACGGAUUUCUACCUUCUCCACUCCUAGACCUCGGCUUGUAACUCUGAAUUCUACCUUCUCCACUCCCAGACCUCGGCUUGUUAAAACGGACUUCCCCACUCUCCACUCCUAGUUCUCAGCUUGUUGAAACGGACUUCUAAUUUCUCCUUCAUUGGGUGAAUUAACCCUUCCAGUGCCAGAACUACCUUUAAGUUAAGUAAUACUUUUACCAAACAAGUCAAUUACUAUUAUUUUUAUUACACAGUAUCUAAAACUCACUAAAGUGUCACUUUGUCUAAUUAUUCCUCUUACUCAUAAGGGAUUGCUACAAAGCCUAAUUUUACCUACAUGGAUAUUUAAAGGUACAGUGACCAUAGUUUCAUACAAAUAUAAAAGGAGGUGAACCUUAUUGUUGUUGCAACCAAGAAAUGCUGCAGUUGAGUUCCAGUUAAAGAAAUAUUACAAAAUAAGUAUUACAGUGGGUUGCAGUGCGUGUAUGUGAGGGGUGCUGUGUGUGUGUGAGUGGUGCUGUUUGAGGGGUGAGGGGUGCUGUAUAUGUGUGUGUGAGGGUGGCAGAGAGUGAAGGGUGCUGUGUGUCAGAGGUGUUGUGUGUGUGAGAGGUGAGGUGUGUGUGAGGGGUGCUGUGUGUAAGUGAGGAGUGCAGAGUGUGAGGGGUGGUGUGUGUGGGGGUUGCAGAGUGUGAGGGGUGUUGUGUGUGAGUGUGAUGGGUGGUGUGUGGGGGGGUUGCAGAGUGUGAGGGGUGUUGUGUGUGAGUGCUGUGUAUUAGCGGUGCUGUGCGUGGGGGGGUUUGCAGUGCGUGUAUUUGAGGGGUGCUGUGUGUGAGGGGUGCUGUGUGUGAGGGGUGCUGUGUGUGAGGGGUGCUGUGUGUGGGGGGGUGCGGUGUGUCUGUGUGUGAGGGGUGCUUUGAUGUGAGGGGUGCUUUGAUGUGAGGGGUGCUCUAUGUGUGUUAGGGUUGCAGAGUGUGAGAGGUGCGGUGUGCCCUGGUGGUCCGGUGGUAUUAUAUCUCAACAGCAUGCAGCUCCUCUGGCUGCAGGCUAUCUUCACUCCUUCCGCAAGCAGAAUGUUGUGUAGGAGUGUUGCCAUGGCAACGUGUGGCAACGUUCCACACAGCAUGUUCAUGGGAGGAACUGCCUUCCAGGUCCCUCCUCCAUCUCUCUCUAACGAAGGGCCGGUGAGGGAGAUAUUUGAUCUUUGAUCUUCCCACCUGCCCGAGAGGGCCCACAGGAAGAAAACUUAGCCAGGUCUCUAUGGACCAGCAGGGGAGAUCAAAGGAUCUCACCUGUUGGCCUGGGCACAUGGGCAGUCUAGGUGAUAAGCUGUCACUAUUAAUAGCUGGUAUUUAUACGUGGCUGCUAUUUACCAACUCGGAUUGGCGUUAUUUCAUCGCCAGUAAUGUCCCAAAGAUACCAACAAAUCUCAAGUUAGUCACUCGCUGGUACAGGACAGAAACACACGCUGUGUAAACUGUCACCACAGCAGCCACACCUUUGCCUCAAAUUAAUUUUGUUGUAUAAGCUUUCAAAAUGAUUUCAUAUUUUUCAAUCAAAUUUUAAAAUUAUUGUCUCAACAUAUUAAAAUAUCAAAAUAUAUAUAUAUUUAAAAAAUAUACAGUAUUACUAUAUCAAAUUUUUAAAAAAUAUUACAAAUGUUAAUGGGAAAGCAUUGGAUUGGCUGAGAUGAUCAAGUUUGAUGAUCUCAGCCAAAGUUAAGAGCACACUCCUAGAACUUCGAAAUAAACAACAUAACAUAAUUGUUUACAAUUGUGUAACAGCAUACAUUCACCAUUUCAGUCCCAUUACCAAACUUUCCUUAAUAUGUCAAGGUAGUUGGACUGAAACGUUGGUUAUAUGCAAUUGCGCGUCUUCUUAAAAUAAAUUCACUAUUUUCUUUAUUUUGAAGCCCUAUGAGUGCUUUCUUUUACGUCUGAGUAAUAGUUUUUUAGUUUUCAAUUUUAAUUCAUCUUUUCUGCCUCUAUAUCUGAACAUGAUUCUGGCACGACGCAUUAUUGGGCUUGUAUAGAAUUUUUUUCCAGUAAUGCUUUUUGUUUCAAGUCCGGCCCUUUUUCUGUUUAUUAGCACUAUUGAGUCAAUGAAAACCAACAAUAACAUAUUUUUCUGAAAGGUUAGUGGGCGAUUUGAGGCACGGAAGGAGGAGGGACAUGCGUUUGCGCUGGAUUGCCAUAUUAUCACUGCCCAAUCACACAGACUCACUUAGUAGUAACAUUCUUAUUCUUGACAGAAUGUUUCCACCAACGGCACAGAAUCAAAGCCAUCACCAGCCUCUCCAGUUAAAGAACCUGAAAAAAGCCAGUCAGAAACCCAAGAGGAGAAGAGAGGCCAUGGACAGAACCACCACAAGAGCCGUGGGCCUAGCAGAUAUUCUGAGAGCCACGAGCAUAGCCACCCAAUCAGUAAUCAGGGUAAUAACGCACACAGCCAGCCGGCAACUGGACAGCAGGACAAAAGGGGCUUAUUCUCCAAAAAGACCAGCAAUGUUUAGUCUUCAUUCUUUGUUAGCCAUCCCAAUCAGCAGGUGGCAGCACUGAUACAUUGUCUACAGUAUUUCCUUUCUGUCUGCAUUUUAAUGGUGAGCUUCUCUGGUUUAAUUCAAAUAAACAUGUUUCUGUUUGUGCUUUAUUGUCUGUGAACCCGUUCCUUCUGAAACAGAUCAUUUCUUAUAACAUGCAUUGCCUUACUGAUUAAAGGGACGCUAAAAGCACCCUCACAAUAUUAAUGCACAAAUAAAGUAUUAAAAAGUACAAAAGUUCACGAUGUGUCUGCGUUCGCUGGUAAUUACGCGUGUGAGAAGUUCUUAUUAGACUAGAAAGUGGCUCAAACUCCUACAAUUCUGAGGUUCCCAUUAUUUUCGGAGAAGGAAUAGUUCCAGUUUCUUUCUGCCAAAGUUUAAUACCCCAAGACGGGUACUUCAGUCUGCUUAAAGCGAG